AUGGUUGAUAGAAGGGAAGAACUGCACGAUGUCAAAAGCCAGCGCACUAGUCUGGAGACCCUUAACCCACCCCGCUUGCCUGUCAUCUCUGGGCUGUUCAUUGCUCUGGUAAUGAAGCUCUUCUAUAUCAAAGCAGCACCGCUCAACAUGACGCUACUCUCCUUUGUGGAUGAUGGGACCAUUCUGGCCCAAUCCAAACAACUUGAUGAUAAUAAUGUGGGCCUGCAUAAGGCCUACAAGAUUAUCUACCUUCUCUUUGUUGCCUUCACACUCGUUCUUGAACACGACAAGACCGAGCUGUUUCACUUUUCGUGUCAACGAGACACCUAG
Messenger RNA from Cyclocybe aegerita, 330 nucleotides. Lineage: Eukaryota; Fungi; Basidiomycota; Agaricomycetes; Agaricales; Hemipholiotaceae. The record is from the annotation of a GenBank genome assembly.